CUGCUAGUAUAAAUUGAUCGGUGUUCGACUGUCGCCAGGCCACGUGCUUGCCAGCGUUAACGCCGGGAGUAGAUAUCUACGUUCCUCGUCUCCGACUUAUUUUAAAGACAUCAUUUGCGUUACUUCAAUAAUUACCGAUUCUAUCAGACAUGUCGGACCUGAAUAAUAUUUGCCAACUGACUACGGAUCCGAAUUUCGGGACCAAAGCCAUUCACGUGGGACAGGAUCCAGACCAAUGGACUUACAGGAACGUCGUGCCUCCCGUAGCGCUCACCACCACGUACAAGCAGAAGGGGCCAGCCGACACCUAUGGUUUCGAAUACGGCAGGAGCGGUAACCCUAGCAGAAAAGUAUUACAAGAAUGCAUAGCGUCUCUGGAGAACGCCAAGUACUGUGCGACCUUCUCUUCCGGCCUGGGCGCCACCACGGCUGUUGCUCAUCUUCUAAAAUCUGGAGAUCACGUACUGGCCGGCGACGACAUGUACGGAGGCACCAACCGGUAUUUUUCAAAAGUGGCAUCGAAAUUCGGACUCAAAAUCUCACUAGUCGAUUUUACGGCCAAUUUAGACUUUAACAAACUUAUUUUACCAGAAACUAAGUUGGUAUGGAUGGAGAGUCCCACAAAUCCUUGUUUAAGAGUAAUCGACAUAGAAAAAAUUGCGACUGCCAUUCAUAACAUUAGAAAAGACAUUACCGUAUUAGUCGAUAACACAUUCAUGACUCCUUAUUUUCAAAAACCAUUGACACUGGGCGCGGAUUUAGUGUUAUAUUCAUGUAGUAAAUAUUUAAACGGACAUUCGGACGUCAUAAUGGGUGCAGUCGUCACGCAGAGGCUAGACCUUUACGAAGGCCUAGCUUUUAAUCAGAACUCCUUGGGCAUUAUGUCGUCGCCGUUCGACUGUUUCCUCGUUAACCGCGGUCUCAAGACCCUACACGUGCGCAUGAUGGAGCACCAGAAAAACGGAUUCGCCAUCGCUCGUUUCCUGGAGAAACAUCCGCUCGUCGAGAAAACCCUACACCCCGGUUUGCCGUCCCAUCCCCAGCACGAGGUUGCCAUACGCCAGUGCAGCGGUUUCAGCGGCAUGGUGUCGUUUUAUAUCAAAGGCGGCAUCAAGGAAGCAACCAAGUUUUUGCAGACGAUUAAGGUGUUCUGUUUAGCAGAGAGUUUGGGCGGAUACGAGAGUCUCGCCGAUCACCCCGCUUUAAUGACUCACGCUUCAGUGCCGGCCGACGAGAGAGCCACUUUAGGGAUCACCGACAAUUUAAUCCGCCUAUCCGUCGGCUUAGAAUCUGAACAAGAUUUAAUUGCCGACCUUGAUCAAGCGUUAAACGCUUCUGUCAAAUAAUAACAUAUUAUCUAACUUAUGUAAUAACUAGUUUGAUUUAUAGUUGUAUAUUAUCUUCAGAUUCUUGUUAACUACGAUAAAAUAUAUUAAAUACUAUUUUA
Messenger RNA from Adelges cooleyi (spruce gall adelgid), 1447 nucleotides. RefSeq names its product cystathionine gamma-lyase (gene Cth). The transcript has 7 exons. The coding region runs from base 150 to 1346 and encodes 398 amino acids. Gene Ontology annotation, molecular function: pyridoxal phosphate binding; cystathionine gamma-lyase activity. NCBI's taxonomy places the organism in Eukaryota, Metazoa, Arthropoda, Insecta, Hemiptera, Adelgidae. Gene Ontology annotation, cellular component: cytoplasm. The record is from RefSeq and is a predicted model, not a curated record. Gene Ontology annotation, biological process: transsulfuration.